AAGGAAGGGAUAGCUAUGCUGCCGUUCUCCUCAACCUUUUUAGUGCCGCCUAUAUCUCCUUCAUUUAUUUACUUCAGUCGCUUCUCUCGUUUUCACUUCUCUCCUUCCGCCUCCGCCUCCGCCUCCGCCUCCGAUUUACUGAGAUUGACAUCUAGAAGACUUGUUUGGGAAACCAAGGCCCAGUCCUUAACCACCAUGGCAACCGAACAUGAUGAAUGUAUGGGCAGUGUGAAGGGACAGUUAGCAAAACUAUUUGACGUUUCACUUAAAGUAACUGUUCCUAAUGAGCCGGAUGUAGAGCCAUUGGUAGCUGCAUGCAACGGCAAAUUUGGUGAUUACCAGUGUAACAAUGCCAUGGGCCUGUGGUCUAAAAUAAAAGGGAAGGGUGCUCAAUUUCGUGGACCUCCAUCAGUUGGAGAGGCAAUCAAGAAUAAUCUCCCAACCUCUGAAAUGAUAGAAUCAUGCUCCGUAGCUGGGCCUGGAUUUGUAAACGUAGUAUUGUCGAAGAAUUGGAUGGCUAAGAGCAUUCAAAAGAUGCUAGUUGAAGGUAUUGAUAAAUGGGCACCACAUUCGCCAGUUAAAACAGCAGUUGUUGACUUUUCAUCUCCUAAUAUAGCAAAAGAAAUGCAUGUUGGUCACUUGAGGUCUACAAUUAUUGGUGACACACUUGCUCGCAUGCUUGAAUUUUCAAAAGUUAAAGUUCUUCGACGGAACCAUGUUGGUGACUGGGGGACACAGUUCGGCAUGCUGAUUGAGUUUCUUUUCGAAAAGUUUCCGAACUUUGAAGAUGCUACUGAAACAGCCAUUGGAGAUCUACAGGCAUUUUAUAAAGCUUCAAAGCAGAGAUUUGAUGCUGAUCCUGCAUUUAAGGAGAGAGCACAACAGGCAGUGGUGCGCCUUCAGGGUGGUGAAGACAAGUAUCGUAGGGCAUGGGCACAAAUAUGUGAAAUCAGCCGGAAUGAAUUUCAUAAGGUCUAUCAACGGCUUGGAGUCCAUCUAGAGGAAAAGGGGGAGAGUUUUUAUAACCCAUACAUUCCCGGGGUCAUAGAAACCUUGACUAAACAAGGAUUAGUUGAGGAAAGUCAGGGGGCUCGUGUGAUCUUUAUUGACGGCAUUAAUAUACCUCUUAUUGUGGUGAAGAGUGACGGUGGUUUCAACUAUGCAUCAACUGAUCUAGCUGCCCUUUGGUAUCGCCUCAAUGAAGAGAAAGCUGAAUGGAUUAUAUACGUUACUGAUGUAGGCCAGCAGCAGCAUUUUGAUAUGUUUUUCAAAGCUGCCAAACGUGCAGGGUGGCUUCCUCAUGGUGAUACUUCAUAUCCCAAAGCUAGCCAUGUUGGUUUUGGCCUUGUUCUUGGAGAAGAUGGAAAGCGUUUUCGAACCCGUAACACUGAAGUAGUUCGAUUAGUUGAUCUACUUGAUGAAGCCAAGAGUCGAAGUACAGCAGCACUUAUUGAGCGUGGUAAGGGUGAAGAAUGGACUGAGGAGGAGAUUGAGAGUACUGCCGAAGCAGUUGGUUAUGGUGCUGUAAAGUAUGCUGACUUGAAGAACAACCGACUGACCAAUUACACAUUUAAUUUUGACCAGAUGCUUAGUGACAAGGGCAACACUGCUGUUUAUUUGCUGUAUGCUCAUGCUCGAAUCUGUUCAAUAAUCCGGAGGUCUGGUAAAGAUAUAGAGGAACUGAAGAGUAAGGGAACAUUAGUAUUGGGUCAUAAGGAUGAACGUGAUUUGGGGCUUCAUCUGCUGCAGUUUGCUGAGGUUGUUGAAGAAGCCUGCACCAAUUUGUUGCCGAAUGUUUUGUGCGACUAUCUCUAUAAUUUAUCUGAAAUCUUUUCAAAGUUUUAUAGUAACCCCGAAUGCAAGGUUAUCGGGUCGGAUAUGGAAACGAGUCGCCUGCUGUUGUGUGAAGCAACCGCCGUGGUUAUGCGGAAAUGCUUCAAUCUCCUCGGAAUCACACCUAUUUACAAGAUUUGAUAUUUGAUACUCUUGAAACCUUGUUGAGAAAGGUUUAUAAAUUCACAUAUCAUGUGAUCUUUGACAAUUGUAUACAGAUCACAUUAUGUU
Hibiscus syriacus is the source of this 2064-nucleotide messenger RNA. RefSeq names its product arginine--tRNA ligase, chloroplastic/mitochondrial-like. Gene Ontology annotation, molecular function: arginine-tRNA ligase activity; ATP binding. The record is from RefSeq and is a predicted model, not a curated record. Bases 16 to 1974 code for a protein of 652 amino acids. The transcript has 18 exons. Gene Ontology annotation, biological process: arginyl-tRNA aminoacylation. Lineage: Eukaryota; Viridiplantae; Streptophyta; Magnoliopsida; Malvales; Malvaceae. Gene Ontology annotation, cellular component: cytoplasm.